Conger conger (European conger) is the source of this 3873-nucleotide messenger RNA. It is a transcript of the gene abcb9, whose product is annotated as ATP-binding cassette, sub-family B (MDR/TAP), member 9. Bases 806 to 3193 code for a protein of 795 amino acids. Gene Ontology annotation, molecular function: ATP hydrolysis activity; ATP binding; ABC-type oligopeptide transporter activity. Gene Ontology annotation, cellular component: lysosomal membrane. The record is from RefSeq and is a predicted model, not a curated record. The transcript is spliced from 12 exons. Lineage: Eukaryota; Metazoa; Chordata; Actinopteri; Anguilliformes; Congridae. Gene Ontology annotation, biological process: peptide transport; transmembrane transport.
GUUGGAGCAACUGCAGAUACCUUCCUGUCAAGGUAAAAGGGAAAUUCGUAGCCGAUUUACGUCUUACGAGACUGUGGGAAUGGACUGCCGCUAAUGAGUUACAAAGAAAGGCGCUAUGUAUAGUAUCUAACACGCUGAUAAGGCUCGGUUAACCUGACAAGUUACCACUGUCCGUCGGGACAAUAUUUUUAAGGAGGAGCUUCUAAAAGCCGGCUUCCGUACUGCAGAUUUAAAGACUCCCGAUGUUCUCUGCAGUCCAGGCCACACUGAAGAAACGAGGAUCAUAAAAUAGACUGUGACUACAGUCUGUGGUGCCCUUAGGUGGUCGGGGAGAGCAUUCCACAACUGGGAGCAGCCGAGCAGAAUGCCCGAUCCCCCAUUGUGCGGAGCUUGGUCCUGGGGGGUUUGAGGAGGUUGGUGGUUGCAGAGCGGAGGUUACGUGAGGAGGUCUGAGGGGUAAGGAGUUCCUUGAGGUAGCGGGGGGCAUUUCCGUGUAUGCACUGGUGGGUGAGGAGGGAAACCUUGAACUCAAUCCUAAGUGAGAUGGGGAGCCAGUGAAGCGAUUUGAGGAUGGGGGUGAUGUGAUCAUAUUUGUGCACCCUCAUCAGGAUCCUAGCAGCGCUGUUUUGGACAUACUGUAGUUUCUGGAGGCCGUUACUAGGAAUCCCGAUGAGGAGUGCAUUACAGUAGUCAAGCCUGGAGGAGACAAAGCUCUCCACCCCAUAUCCUUCUCUUCCGCAGGUAUCGGUUGUCCUGUCUUAUUGGUCCCAGAUCAGGGCACACCUGACAGCUCCCGUGUCGGAGAAUGAGGCCAGCAGCAGCCGUGUGCUGCAACCUCUUCUCCAUCCUGGUGGACGUCGCGGUCACCACGGUGCUCUACGUGCAUGGGUCCCGUCCGACGCCUUUCGCGAAGGACCUGCUGGACUUCGACGUUUUCACUUCGACCUUCGACCUCUGGGGGUUAAUGCUGGUCAGGGUAUCUCUGCUACUGGGGGGCUCCGUCGGGGUGUCAUGGAACGGUGCGGACGGACCCCGGAGGGUCUUGGCCGUCGGGCCCGUGUGCGACUUCGUGUGCCUGGCGUUCACGGCCUACGCCGUGGCUAAGCUGCUGCUGUUCUCGGAGCAGGGCUCCCUCAUGUACGACCCCUGGUUCCUGAGCCUGUUCUCCUGGACGUGCGCGUCGGCGAUGGGGACCAUGUACCUGUGGAGGCGGCUGGGCAGGUCCCACAGCGCGGGGACCGGCGGAGGGGCCAGCGAGGAGUCGGAGAGGCUGCUGGACCAGGCUGCGGAGGAGGAGCACGAGGAGGAAGCUGCUGGCGAAAACGAACGGAAAGGGGCGAAGGACGCGCCUCAUUCCGGGGCGACCGUGGGUCGACUUCUGUCCUACUGUCGGCAGGAUGCGGGGCUGCUGGCCAUCGCAUUCAUCUUCCUCCUCCUCUCCGCCGUCUCCGAAGCCUUCAUACCGUACUACACUGGACAGGCUAUAGACGGCAUCGUGAUUCAAAAGAGCAUGGAGGCCUUCACAAAGCCCAUGGUUAUUCUCACAGCCCUGGCCCUGCUCAGCUCUAUCGCCAUAGGACUGCGGGGUGGUGUUUUCUCCAUCACCUUCGCCAGGUUAAAUGUCCGUCUGCGGAACCUUCUCUUCAGAUCGCUGAUGCGCCAGGAGAUCGCCUUCUUCGAUGCCACCCAUACAGGUGACAUCACCUCUCGGCUGACGUCUGACACCACGCAGGUGAGCGACCUGAUCGCGGAGAACGUGAACCUGUUCCUGCGCAGCGUGGUCAAGGCCCUGGGCUUCUGCUUCUUCAUGUUCAAGAUGUCCUGGAAGCUGACCCUCGUCAUCAUCAUGGGCUUUCCCUUCAUCGCUCUGCUCUCCAAGUUCUACGGGGAGUACUACAAGAAAUUGACCAAGGAGGUGCAGACCGCUCUGGCGCAGGCAAACAAGCUGGCGGAAGAGACCGUGUCCGCCAUGAAGACGGUCCGCAGCUUCGCCAACGAGGAGCAGGAGGCUGACUCCUACUAUGCGAAGCUGCUGGACAUGUAUGAGCUGAACAAGAAGCAAGCCCUGGCCUACUCCUGCUACGUGUGGUCCAGCAAUCUCUCAGAGGUAGCCCUAGAGGUGGCCACCCUGUUCUACGGGGCCCACCUCGUGAUCUCGGGACAGAUGACCGGUGGGACGCUCAUCGCCUUUGUUAUCUAUGAGCUGGAGCUGGGGGAGUGCCUGCAGAGCAUAGCGUCGGUCUACACAGGGCUCAUGCAGGGCGUAGGCGCAGCAGAGAAGGUGUUUGAGUACAUCGACCGGAAGUCCAAACUGGCGCAGGACGGGCAGGAGGCCCCCGAAACGUGCAAGGGGCUGGUGGAGUUCAGGAACGUGAUGUUCGCCUACCCUACCCGUCCAGAAACGGAGAUACUGAAGGGCGUGUCGUUCACAGUGCGGCCGGGCGAGGUGACAGCGCUGGUGGGGCCGUCGGGCAGUGGGAAGAGCUCCUGCGUGUCCCUGCUGGAGAACUUCUACACCCCGCAGCAGGGCCAGGUGCUGCUGGACGGGAGGCCGGUGCACACCUACCGCCACUCCUACCUGCACUCUCAGAUAGCAUUGGUGGGUCAGGAGCCAGUCCUGUUUGCUCGUACUGUUCUGAAGAAUAUCUCCUAUGGCUUACCGGACCCCCACAUGGACACAGUGGUGCAGGCAGCCACUAAGGCCAAUGCCCAUGACUUCAUCAGCAGCCUGUUCCGGGGCUAUCAAACAGGAGUGGGCGAGAAGGGCGCUCAGCUGUCCGGGGGUCAGAAGCAGCGCGUCGCCAUCGCCCGCGCCCUCAUCCGAAAUCCUCACGUCCUCAUUCUGGAUGAGGCCACCAGCGCCCUGGACGCAGAGAGUGAGCACAUGGUCCAGCAGGCCCUGAAUGACGUCAUGCGGGACAACACGGUGCUGGUAAUCGCCCACCGCCUCAGCACCGUGGAGAAGGCGGACAACAUCAUUGUGAUCGACCAGGGCAGCGUGGUGGAGCAGGGGCCCCACCGGGAGCUCAUGGCCCUGGGGGGCCUCUACUGCAAGCUGGUGCAGAGGCAGGUCCUGGGCAUAGAGACUGGAGCGGAGCAGCUCAACGCUCCCGAGGAGACGGCCAGGCGGCCAAGGAGCCGGACCAGCUGUAGGCAGGACAGCGUCGAGUCGGAGAGCAGCCCGCGGUACUGAGAGGACUGUGGGACUGUUCGGAUGGACCGCGAGGGGCACUCUCAAUUGUGUCCUGACCCAAAAACCCUGGCCCGUUGAACUGUGAGGGACCAAUAUAGUCUUGAAGAGUAAGAAGUUGAAUCAUAACUUUGAGAUUGAAGGUACGAGGUCAGUGCGAGGUCAGUUGUUAAACUAGUAUGACACUCUGAUUAUGGUAUCGGACACAUUAAAAUGCUUUUUAAAUGAUAAUUUAUGUUUCCAGGUGUUCCGGGUACAACUGAAGAGUAAAAUUAAAGAAUAUGUUGCACUCAGAAUUAUCAUCAGAUUCACAAAUGUCUUAACAUUUUAAAUCAUAAGUUGUUGGUGAAUGCGUACAUUUACAGAAUAUUAUAUGUAUUGGGAGGCCUUAGUGAUGCCUGGUGAUGUCAUUAAAGCAGCAGAACUUAAAUAACAAAGUAUAGAGGCUAUGGUGUGUUGAACAAAGUGUUGCUGAAAGAUACUGAAUUCUGAAAUGGAUCUAAGAGAUGGCUACAUUUUCUUUUUAUUCCUGUUGAUUCUUUUUAUUUAUUUUUUACAAAAAUGCAAUUGUUGACAGUUUGGAUGGAGCAUCUGAGAGCAAGGAUACCUUGGAACCACAGGAAUAGUUUUUUUAUUCCCAUGUGAAUGACAAUGGCCUUAUAUUAUUAAAGGUUUCAAAUACA